Cercopithifilaria johnstoni is the source of this 2019-nucleotide messenger RNA. The record is from the annotation of a GenBank genome assembly. Lineage: Eukaryota; Metazoa; Nematoda; Chromadorea; Rhabditida; Onchocercidae.
AUGCCAGACGAAACGGAGGAGACAGAGGUGAGUGAAGGCGACGAUUGUCAGGAAGAGAUCAGCACCACGAAUGGAGAGAUAUUGAAAUUCACGUCGGCUGCACUGAAAUAUGCUGGAAAAAGUGGAAAGAAAUUGAAAAACUACAACAAAUAUGCAAGAAUUGGUGAAAAAUAUCAUUUACGUUUCAAGAUGAUCAAAUGUAAUCAAGCGCUGGUAAAGACUAUAUUGCACAGUUAUGGAUUUGAACAGUGCUCUUCAAAAAAUUCAAAUUGCAAUAUCAUCUGGACCGGUUCACAUUUGAAACCACAUGUUUUGCGUACUAUGGCUUCAUGGCAGCGUGUGAAUCACUUUCCGAGAAGCUUUUUGUUGACGAGAAAGGAUAAGCUAUACGAGUGCCUAGGACGAGCUCAGACCUUGUUCGGAAGUUCUUACAACAUUAUUCCGGAAUUUUUCGUCACCCCUAAAGAUUAUCAAAAAUUUGUUGAUCAUUUCAAUGCACAGUCGCACGGUCUGAAACCUUUCAUUGUAAAACCGGUUGCUUCUUCACGUGGCAAUGGCAUUUUUAUUAUCCAGAGUCCUGGAGACAUACCACUUGGAUCUCCAAUGCUAGUUUCACGUUACAUCGAAAAUCCAUAUCUACUUAACGGCCACAAGUUUGAUUUGAGAUUGUAUGUAUUGGUGACGUCAUUUUAUCCAUUGAUUGCUUAUAUGUACAGUGAAGGACUUGCACGGUUUGCUUCGGAAAAAUACUCCAAUAAUGCAAAAAGCUAUGAACAGCACUUUUCGCAUCUAACUAACUAUUCACUUAACAAAAACAAUGGGAAAUUCAUCAGAAAUGAAAGUGCUGAUACCGAGGACUGUGGUCACAAAUGGACAUUAGGCGCUCUACUUCGAAAAUUGCAAAAUAACGGGAUAGAUACAAACUUGCUGAUGGUACGUGUAGAAGAUGUUGUACUGAAAGCUUUAUUCUCUGUACAGGGACAAAUCGCGGCAGCUAGUAAAAACGUUGUUGCGCAUUCCAGAUGUUGCUUUGAAUUGUUUGGCUUCGACAUACUGAUUGAUACUGACCUUAAACCAUGGCUUUUAGAGGUGAAUCUAUCACCCAGUUUAAGUUGCGAUACUCCAUUGGAUUUGCAACUGAAGUCAUCCUUAGUUUGCAAUGUUCUUACGCUUGCUGCUGUACCGCUUGUUCCCCAGAAAUAUACAGAAAGCCGAUUUCCUGUUUCUUGCGCUACUUUUUGUACUUCAAGUAGGAAAAGGUAUAUAUCAAAGGAUGCAGCAUUGUUCAUUGCUCAGCGUUUAAAGAAGAAGUCAAUUCGAUGUCUCUCACCUUCCUUCAGUCCCACCAAAAUUUACACAAAUAGCAAAGAACGUUCCCGAAAUAGCUUGGAAAAAUGGAAAAUGGAAUUUGAUCAUUUGGGUGCUUUUGUUCCAUUGUUUCCUCGUGAAAAUUCAUUCUACCUUUACAGCUAUUUAAUGGAAGAUUAUGAUACUAUCAAAUGGGAUGCACGCUUGUUUGAAGAUAUUUAUGGUUCUACAUUUUCGGAUCUUUUUAGUGAAAAAACAAUUAAACUGAUACAAAAGGAACUUAUGGAUUGCGAAAAUAUUGUGGAAACAGCCUCUUUAUCUAAAUCGGUUUGUGAGGCUCUAAUGCCGUCGCUAAAAAUGGCCAGGAGGUACGUGUCAAGAAUGACUAAGCCGGGCAUAAAAUACGCAAAUAAAUUGCCGAAGCUCCGGCCAGAAUUGCGUAAGAGAUCCGAUAGCUUUGAAGAAACGGAAUCUAAAUUACGGCCACUUGUGGCUAAUUAUGAUGAUGUCGUUUUUGCAACAAGUUUCCAAAUUGACCAUUCUGCCUUUGGAAAGGCACUUGUUGACGAAGCAAAUUCAAAAAUCCCAUUGACGGAACUGUCUGAAAUCACUGCCUUCAAUGCAUCAACUAGCCCGCUGCUGGAAAAUAAAGCAAAGCAAGGGAUUGACCCUAGUGCCGACGAAAAUGCUGAACCGAUGGUGGCUAUAUAA